AUGAUGAUGCAUUUACAAUUUUUCCUGUCAACCUUCCUGAUGCUGUUACAAUUUGAUCAGAUCAGUGGAAAUAACCGGUACAAUGUGGAAUGGUAUUUGGAGAAAAUGAUACAAAAUCAUCAAGUGGUUCUUUUUUCGAAAACUUACUGCCAAUAUAGCAUUAAGCUGAAGCAUUUAAUAGGAAAAUACAAUAUCAGGGACAAAAGAAUUAUGGAGCUUAAUCUUGAACCCGAUAUGCAGUUGAUGCAGGAUUAUCUCAAACACAGAACCGGUGGUAUUCGAACGGUACCACAACUAUAUGUUAAUGGAAAGUUUAUUGGUGAUUAUAAUACAAUUGAACAAAAAGAAAGAAACGGUGAAUUAGCAAGAGUAUUCUUUCGAGCGGGUAUAACGCCUAGGAGGUCACACUUGGUGCCACGCAAAAGAAAAUAA
Brugia malayi is the source of this 432-nucleotide messenger RNA. RefSeq lists its product as uncharacterized. The transcript is spliced from 4 exons. The record is from RefSeq and is a predicted model, not a curated record. Gene Ontology annotation, biological process: cellular response to oxidative stress. Gene Ontology annotation, molecular function: glutathione disulfide oxidoreductase activity. Lineage: Eukaryota; Metazoa; Nematoda; Chromadorea; Rhabditida; Onchocercidae. Gene Ontology annotation, cellular component: cytoplasm. The coding region runs from base 1 to 432 and encodes 143 amino acids.